UCAUGGGAGUUUGACUCAAGUGCCCGAUCAGACCCGACAGCAAUUCAAAUUUGCGCUCCGACAUUCAUCCGCCAAUCAAACAAUCCAUUUUCCUGCUUUUCGAUAUGGCUGAAGACAACGCUGAACCAGGUUCUUAUACGGGCAUCGAUUCGCGCAAGCCACGCGACCCGAAUUUGGUGUUUAUGGAUGAGAAGGGAGGCUUAAAAUUCUGGGUCCAUCCAAGCCUCCCUGAAAGGCCAGAUAUCACUGAUCUAAUCAAGGUAUUUCCAUUUGCCUUAUACUCAUUCGUCCCUCCUGAUCGGUCAUCCAUUUUCUUAGCGCCAUGGUGGAAAAGUAGUGGAUAACCUUCGCCCUGCUUAUUUGGCCAUCACAGACGACGAGUUCUGUGACAAUAAAGAACUACGCGAAUAUCCUCU
This is a messenger RNA of Cantharellus anzutake, 416 nucleotides long. RefSeq lists its product as uncharacterized. The coding region runs from base 105 to 344 and encodes 79 amino acids. The transcript is spliced from 3 exons. Lineage: Eukaryota; Fungi; Basidiomycota; Agaricomycetes; Cantharellales; Hydnaceae. The record is from RefSeq and is a predicted model, not a curated record.